AUGAGGCAAGAAGGUCACACCCAAGUGCGAAUUAGGACGACGGCACGAAGUAGAAUGGCCGAGGCAGAAGGGCCGUCCGACUGGGAGGCAAGAAGCCAUCUGGAGUAUUCACUACAAAUCGUGUUGUUUGGUGGGGAUUUGCAUAGAGACAGGCGAUAUGGCGGUUGCCGCUACUGUGAUGCGCCCUCAUUUUCGCGACUAUUUUCACUUUUGACCGAGAAGCGAAAAACAGGCUCGCUUAAAGAGAUCUUGGUCGGACCCAUCAUCAGCAGACGACGUGAAGCGUGA
Messenger RNA from Protopolystoma xenopodis, 288 nucleotides. The record is from the annotation of a GenBank genome assembly. NCBI's taxonomy places the organism in Eukaryota, Metazoa, Platyhelminthes, Monogenea, Polystomatidea, Polystomatidae.